AUGGAGUUUCCCAUUUUUGUUCGUAAACAUGUUACUUUUUCAGUCCUUGCUAUUCUUGGCACUCUUGCUAUAGCUCAAGGAGGUCCUAUAGAUGGUAAUCCUGCAGAAAAAGAUGCCCUUUUUGGUCUCAAGGCCACUUUCAACGACCCUUUUCUAAAUGGGAAUUGGACUGGCCUUCACUGCAAUGUCAAUGGUCCUUCAAGGUGGUUUGGUAUUCUGUGUGCCUAUGGUCGUGUCAAGGGUAUAGUUUUGGAAGGUAUGGGGCUGCCGGGAGAUGUCAAUGUCAAUGCUUUCUCUGAACUUGAAGAGUUGUCCAUCCUGAGCUUCAAGAACAAUUCAUUACGGGGAAAAAUGAUGAAUUUCUCCAACAAUCAUCAAAUGAAGUACAUUGAUUUGUCAGGAAAUGUUUUAGUUGGGUCAAUAUCAAAAUCCCUUGUGAGUCUUAUCCUCUUGGAGAAGUUGUUUCUGCAUGAUAAUAGGCUCACAGGUUCAAUACCAGAGUUUAGUCAAUCAAGUUUGGAGAUAUUUAAUGUCUCAAACAAUAACCUUGAGGGGCCAAUCCCAACAACUCAAACUCUCCAAUCAUUUGACUCUGCUUCAUUCUCAGGAAAUCCAAGAUUGUGUGGUUCACCUUCUCUUAAUUCCUGCAAAACUAGCUCCAAUUCUCCUAGUGUACUACCCUUAAAUAGCACCCUCGACAACAAUGAAGGCCAAAAUAAACCUUCAGAAAAAAAUAACAAUUCCAACAUUUUAAUAAUUUUCAAUGUGGUUUUUCUGCUUGCAAUUAUAUUGCUAUUGAUGCUUUACUUUAACAAAGCCAGAAAGCUCAGUAAAAUAGAGAAGGGUCAGAUUCCCACAGUGGAAGAAGAAGAGAAAGAUGUGGAGAACAGUGUUAGCAAGAAGAUAGAGAUAGGAGAGGGGACAAUGAUGAGAGUAGAAGAGAGAAGGCAACUCAUAUUCUUUAGUAAUAAGCCAAAAUUUCAAAUGGGUGAACUUCUCAGAGCUUCUGCUGAGGCACUGGGUCAAGGAAUCAUGGGGAAUAGUUAUAAAGCUAUGCUGAAUGAUGGAACUCCCAUUGUUGUAAAGAGGCUAAGGGACUUGAAACCACUCACUAAGGAGGAAUUUUCAAAGAUAUUGCAUAUGAUUGCUGAUCUGAAGCACCCAAAUUUGUUGCCCUUGCUUGCUUACUACCAUUCCAAAGAUGAGAAGCUGAUGCUCUAUAGAUAUGCACAGAAUGGAAAUCUUUUCUCCAGACUUCAUGAUGGUAGAGAUGGAAACCGGGUUCCAUUCAGUUGGAACUCAAGAUUAUCAGUUGCAAGAGGAGUGGCUCGAGCAUUGGAGUACCUACACCUCAACAACAGGUUCUAUAACAUUAUCCCACAUGGCAACUUGAGGCCUUCAAAUGUACUCUUUGAUGAAAACGAUGCGGUUCUUGUUUCUGACUUUGGCCUUGCCUUCUUAGUAGCACAACCAGUUGCAGCUCAGCAUAUGGUUGUUUACAAAUCACCUGAAUAUGUAUUUGCAAAAAAAGUUACAAUGCAAUCCGAUGUUUGGAGCUAUGGAUCCCUUCUAAUAGAACUUCUAACUGGCAAAGUAUCUUCAUGUUCAGCUCCACCAGGGAUCAAUGGUGUGGAUAUUUGUAGUUGGGUUCACAGAGCAGUGAGAGAAGAAUGGACUGCUGAAAUCUUUGACAAAGAAAUUUCUGGUCAAAAGAGUGCUCUUCCUGGGAUGCUAAGGUUGCUGCAGAUUGCAAUGCGUUGCAUUGAGAGGUUCCCAGAGAAACGUCCUGAGAUGAGAGAUGUGGUUAGAGAAGUGGAAAAAAUACACGCCCCUUUGACCAAUGAAGAUGAGGAUGAUGUAUCUGCAGAUAGGUCUCUAACAGAUGAUUCAUUUUCAACCAGUACCUCAGGGAUUAUUGGAGAUGAAAGAUAG
Molecule: messenger RNA, 1932 nt
Organism: Gastrolobium bilobum
Lineage: Eukaryota; Viridiplantae; Streptophyta; Magnoliopsida; Fabales; Fabaceae
Product: pollen receptor-like kinase 4
Exons: 2
Coding region: 1-1932 (643 amino acids)
Biological process (GO): protein phosphorylation
Molecular function (GO): protein kinase activity; protein binding; ATP binding
Source: RefSeq, a predicted model, not a curated record